ACCGCCGGCCCCCGGGGAGCCGCGGCGGGGGCGGAUGGAGACAGCGGGCACGGCGGCGGGCUGGGUUAUUUUCUUCCAUCUUCCUCUCAUCUCUGGAAGCUCCAUCAAUACUGGGAUAGGCAGCAAUUAUUCCAAUCUCCCGAUUGCCUCGAACCAGAGCAGCUCAUCCAGCGCCUUCCCCGGCCCCAGAGAGCCCGGCGGUGAGAGCAGCCUGCUGGUGUCCCCGCUGCUGGUGGCAGGGGUGGUCAUCGGCCUGGUGCUCUUCCUGUCCUGUGCCACCAUCGUGGUGGGCAGCCUGCGCAAGGACAGCAGGUUCGGGCCCCCGGCCCGGGGCAGGGAGGCUGCGGACGCUCCAGAUGGUUUCUCUCCCCGCGGCUCCUCUGCAGAGCUGAGAUCCACCUGCACCGAGGAGUUCCCCCCAGCCUGUGAUUUUGACUCCUAUCUGGAUAUCCUUUCUCAGGUGAACAUCAUGUAUCCUGAUCCACCUCCAUGCUACGACGAAUGUGUGGGGCCAGGAGCAACACAAAUAUAUAUUCCCACAGAUGAUCCCCCCCCAUAUUCCCUUAUGGACCCUUGCCAAAGAAAUGAAAUACCUUUAAAUAUCUGUAUCAGCCAGGAAGAGGAAGCAGCAUCUGGGACUGCAGGACAAGCUGCCCAUUCUGCAGUGAGGCUGCAGGACUUGCAGCAGCCCAGCUCGGCCAUCUCGGUGAUCUCCCAGUGCUGCUCCCCCGUACAGUUCAGUGGCGUGUGAGCACAGCCCACUCCAGCAGAAACAUGGAACAUUCUCCCUCUGGCCAUCGAUCCCAAAUUGCGUCAACAAAAGUGACUCUUUCCUUCAAUUCUCCUCAAGAACUCAGGCCAAUGGAAGAAUAAAACCUCU
Molecule: messenger RNA, 880 nt
Organism: Hirundo rustica (Barn swallow)
Lineage: Eukaryota; Metazoa; Chordata; Aves; Passeriformes; Hirundinidae
Gene: BEAN1
Product: brain expressed associated with NEDD4 1
Exons: 5
Coding region: 35-751 (238 amino acids)
Source: RefSeq, a predicted model, not a curated record